This is a messenger RNA of Lobosporangium transversale, 632 nucleotides long. Its product is annotated as thioredoxin-dependent peroxidase. The transcript is spliced from 7 exons. Lineage: Eukaryota; Fungi; Mortierellomycota; Mortierellomycetes; Mortierellales; Mortierellaceae. Gene Ontology annotation, molecular function: thioredoxin peroxidase activity. Gene Ontology annotation, cellular component: cytoplasm; mitochondrion; peroxisome. Gene Ontology annotation, biological process: cellular response to oxidative stress; hydrogen peroxide catabolic process; cell redox homeostasis. The record is from RefSeq and is a predicted model, not a curated record. The coding region runs from base 67 to 576 and encodes 169 amino acids.
CUCUGUCUCUCUCUCUUCUCUCAUUCUUUUAACCCUUGACUCAUUCAACAACAUUCUUCUGCAGUCAUGUCUCAAAUCCAAGUUGGCGAUACUCUCCCCUCUGUGACUCUCAAGUACUGCCCAUAUGACCCAACUUUGAAGGAUGCCUGCGGUAUUCCUCAGCCUCUCAGCACAGAUUCUUUCAAGGGCAAGAAAGUAGUCAUCUUUGGUGUCCCUGGAGCAUUCACCCCAACAUGCAACAACAACCAUCUUCCAGAAUACUAUCAGAAAUAUCAGGACCUUGUCAACAAGGGUGUAGAUCAAGUCGUUUGCAUUAGCACCGCCGAUGCCUUUGUCAUGGAUGCUUGGGGAAAGUGGACGAAUGUUGGCGAUAAAGUCAUCAUGGCUGCUGACGGAAAUGGCGACUUUGUCAAGGCAACAGGACUUGUGCAGGACUUGACCAAGGCAGGCAUGGGAGCUGUUCGUUCCAAGCGCUAUGCAAUGGUGGUCGAGGACAUGAAGGUCACUUACAUUGGUGUUGAAACCAAAUUUGGUGUCUCUGUCUCCGGUGCCGGAGCAGUUUUGGCAAAGCUGUAAGGUUCAUGCCAGCAAACUAGCUAGCCUGUAAGAUCAUAAAUAAAACAUAUCUAUAC